Molecule: messenger RNA, 201 nt
Organism: Protopolystoma xenopodis
Lineage: Eukaryota; Metazoa; Platyhelminthes; Monogenea; Polystomatidea; Polystomatidae
Source: the annotation of a GenBank genome assembly
AUGCAUCCCAAAAAGCCGUUCAUGCCUCACCAGCCAGAGCUGUUACCUCGGGCCACCCUCGUCGUCUUGUCAACCGAAUGGCCCUACUGUUGCCUAGGCAAUCAGGUCUAUCCUGUUGUCCAAUGUGAGUGGAGUCGUGGCGACCCGAGGCUAACGGGUCCGCCCGGCGACCGGUUCGUUCUUGGUUCGAGGCCCGCCUAA